AAAUGUAGCAGGGUUUCUGCUCCCGUGGAGCUGAACUCUUCCUCGCAGAAGCAAGGGCUUGAGUCGAGCUCUGGGUUUGUCGUCAGAGGGUUUUGUUUAGUGCUCAGAUGAGAAGGUGGCCAUAGCAGGAAGCCAUGGCCAGAUGGGAUCAUUUUCAGCUUUUCCAGGUUUGGUAGGAUUUGUUUGUGCUGAACUGUGUUUGAGAACUCUAAGAGAAACACAGAGGGCUGCACUGAGAGGAAACCAGGCUGGUGUUUACUCAGCACUGCAGCCACAUGGAUGGGGCUGUUGGGAUAUACAUUGAUUCGGGCUCGUUUGGACUGCAGAAAACUGAACUUCCUUGUAUCCUGGUAAUUGAAGCUCCGAAGUUUGCAUUUGCAACGCUUGUCAUGGUAAAGCUACAGUUCUAUUCAUAUUGAACUUGGCUAGUUAAUCUUUAGUAAUUUGCUAUUUCCAGAUUAAGCCGAGUUGGGAGUUUUCCUCUUGUGACUGUGUGAAACACUUGGUGUCCAUCAGUGUUUUAUCUCAUAGGUGCCUGGAUUUCAGCCCUUGUAGGAGAAAUGUUUCCCUCUUGGGACUGUGCUUAAGAAAUACCUGAGAAAUAAAGUUGCUUCUUUAGGCUGAGUAGGUAGGAGCUCUAAAAGAUUAAAGUUUAGAAUGCCUUCCAUUGUAAGAACUCAGCUGUAGAGGUUUCUAAGACAUUCAGGCAGGGUUGACUUAAGUGACUUUCUGACUUUGGUUUUUCUUACCUUGUGGGCUGCAAUUCUUGAUUCCGGUUGCCUCCCUCAGGCUGAGAAUUUUUGGAAGGCAACAGCAAAACACUUUAGAACAACAUUGAGCAGCAUGAGUGAAUCUUGAGUUAGGAUUAGGUAACAUCUAAGCAACCUUGCUCUUUCUUGUCUAUGUUUAGCAAUUGCUGCUAACCUUCCCACCAGACCUAUGGAGCCCCGAGGGAUUGUCAAAGCCUUUCCCAAGAGGAAGAAGGUGAGGGAUGACUUGGGGAAAAGCAUCCCUCCAAAGAUCCCAAAAGAGGAAGGAACAGACAUACCUGAGGCAGAGUGGCUGAAACCUGUCAUCGCCUACGUGCUGCAAGCUGGCCUUGGCCAGGCCAGGGCGGAGAUCUUCCACAGGCAGAUUGUGCUGCACGGGGGGGCCGUGCACAGCCAGCUGUCCUCGGAGGUGACCCACGUCAUCGUGGCUGAGGACAUGGACUGCGACCGCGCCCUCCGGCUCCUCCGGCUGACCAGGCUGCGCCCGGGGCUGCAGCUGGUGAAGGCAUCCUGGCUCAGUGCUUGCCUCAGAGACCAGAAGCUGCUGAGUACUGCUGGCUAUGGUGUCUUUGUCCCUCACAGGUACCUGGAGGAGGAACAACUCCAGAAAGAACAGCAACAGAUCCUGGAUAGAGAAGAAAUCCAGCCCCCAGCAGAGGAGGGAGCUGUGAAACCGAAUGCUGAAUUGCAGGGAGAGGAUUCCUCACAGCGAGGCUUGGGCACCCUUGGACAGCAGCAACUGGCUGAGAAAUACUCUGAUGAUGAAGACAGUGAAGGAGAAGAUGCUGGUGUCACCCAGGGAGACCUGGAAGCAUUGAUUACUGGCCACUACCCUGUAAAAUCAUCAGAGGAGAUCAGUGACAGCUCUUGCACAGUGGCCCAGCCUCCCAGCAAGUGGGUUUGUGCUCUGUCUUCCAACACCAAGAAGGAAAAUCACAACCAAUGCAUCACAGAGAAACUGGAAGUUCUGGCAAAGGCUUACUCUGUCCAGGGGGACAAGUGGAGAGCUCUGGGCUACACCAAAGCAAUCAAUGCACUCAAGAGCUACCACAAACCAGUCACCUCCUACCAGGAAGCCUGUAAAAUCCCUGGGAUUGGGAAGCGUAUGGCAGAGAAGAUCCUGGAGAUCUUGGAGAGUGGCCACCUGCGCAAGCUGGAUCACAUCAGUGAGAGUGUGCCUGUGCUGGAGUUAUUUUCCAACAUCUGGGGAGCAGGAGUCAAGACAGCUCAGAUGUGGUACCAGCAGGGUUUCCGGACGCUGGAUGACAUCCGCAGCAAGGCCACUCUGAGCAGCCAGCAGGCUGUGGGGCUGAAGCACUACACGGAUUUCCUGGAGCGCAUGCCUCGCGAGGAAGCUGCAGAAAUAGAGCAGACGGUCAGACAAGCUGCCCUGGCCCUGAAGCCUGGUCUGGUGUGUGUUGCCUGUGGCUCCUACCGUCGGGGGAAGGCCACGUGUGGAGAUGUGGAUGUGCUGGUCACUCACCCCGAUGGGCAGUCUCACCGUGGGGUGUUCAGCAAGCUGCUCGACAGCCUCCGCAGGAGCGGCUUCCUCACAGAUGACCUGGUGAGUCAGGAGGACAAUGGUGAUCAGCAGAAGUACCUGGGCGUGUGUCGCCUGCCCGGGCCGGCGCGGCGUCACCGCCGGCUCGACAUCAUUGUGGUGCCGUACCGGGAGUUCGCCUGCGCCCUGCUCUACUUCACGGGCUCGGCGCACUUCAACCGCUCCAUGCGCGCCCUGGCCAAGACCAAGGGCAUGAGCCUGUCGGAGCACGCGCUCAGCUCGGCCGUGCUGCGCGGCCCUGGCGGCGCCAAGGUCUCAGCUGGCCACACCCUGCCCACUCCCACCGAGAGAGAUGUCUUCAUUCAGCUGGGGCUGCCCUACCGGGAGCCCUCCGAGCGGGACUGGUGAUGCCUGGUGGUCACCCUGGGCUUGCUGCUGUGCUGCUGCUUUGAAGGAUCUGAUUUCUGUGGUGCCUGCAGGCUGAGGAACAUAUCCCAGCAAGCUGGGGCUCCCUUCCAAACGUGAGGCCCAGCUGCUGGGCACAGCUCUGUGGCUUCCUCAGCAAAGGCUAUGGGCUGGAAUCACACUGGAAGUGCUGUCUUGGUGUGGCUACCAAAAGGGCUCACUGCCCAUCAGCUACCCUGGUCCUCUCUCCCCAACAAUGGAAGAUUGGGCUGCAAUCUUCUGAUCCAGUCCCUGACAGUGCUUGGGAAUAAGGGAAGUGAGAUGCAUCUUCCUCUGUAUCUGAGCACUGAUGCUCCAAAAUUUCUGUUCUGAGCUGUGAAUGAAGGUAGCAGAGGUCUAGCUUGGUUCUGUGACAGGCCUUCCUGCUCACUACUGCUGGCAGCUGCAGGGUUCUCAAGGGGUUAACCUGUGCUGCUGCUGUGUCCUACCGUCUCAGCUGAUGUGUCCUUUGAUGGGCCCCAUUGCACAGGGGCAGGCUGCUGAGACUGCCACCAGCUUUCCCUGGUGCCAGCUAAGGCUUGAAAGAGAUGUAGGGACCAGAGGUGCUGUGCAUGCUUGCUCCCAGCCUUGUGUUCUGAGGAUCCUCCAGAUUUACUGAGAGCCCUGCUCUGGCCCAAGAAAACUCUUCUUGGUUCAAGCUCUUCUUGGGGAGCUGUGCUCAGGAAGGGUUUGAAUGUAAUGGCACUGACUGUAACCCAGGAGGGCUGUGUGUCUGUCUAUAGGAGGCAUGGAGACAGACAGAAACACAAGGAGAUAGUUAAGUUCUAACUGGGGCAAAGCUAAGCUUUUUCCCUUUCUUUUGUGUGGAAGCCAUGGAGUCAUCUGGUCUUUGAUCAGGGAAAGUGUGUUUUGUGUAUACAUGUGCAUGGGGCUGGUCCCACCAGUUCCAUGGGAAUGAAUUUUCUUUCUCAGGAAACCUUGACUAUUUUAUAUUGUGGAGAUGAAUUUCCCAGAGACAUUGAGUGCUCUCUCUGUUGCAGGUAUUGCAGUGGUUGCUUCUGGCAGAGGUGCCACGGUGGGUAUUUCUGUGCCAAGACCCCAGGGCUCUUGCUCCCUUGUGGGGGAUCUGGCCCCAUCAUGUACAGUGACAAAGCUGCAUGUUUGCUGCUAGAGCAGGCACAAGCUGGGUGGGCUUGCACAAUUCCUGUGGCUGCUGGGCACCAGCAGGGCUGGGGCUUUGCUGGGGUGGCCCAGACCCCAGCAGUGGCAUUUGUCAGCCCAGACUUUCUGCUGGACACCCUAGGGAAAUGAAUGUCUUUUGGUAUGUCUUGGUGCUUUGAAAUUUGAAGUGUAAUAAAUAAAUCCUUGGUAUCUCUA
Oenanthe melanoleuca is the source of this 4053-nucleotide messenger RNA. RefSeq names its product DNA polymerase lambda (gene POLL). The coding region runs from base 940 to 2679 and encodes 579 amino acids. Lineage: Eukaryota; Metazoa; Chordata; Aves; Passeriformes; Muscicapidae. Gene Ontology annotation, cellular component: nucleus. The record is from RefSeq and is a predicted model, not a curated record. The transcript is spliced from 8 exons. Gene Ontology annotation, molecular function: DNA binding; DNA-directed DNA polymerase activity. Gene Ontology annotation, biological process: double-strand break repair via nonhomologous end joining.